Molecule: messenger RNA, 1380 nt
Organism: Puccinia triticina
Lineage: Eukaryota; Fungi; Basidiomycota; Pucciniomycetes; Pucciniales; Pucciniaceae
Exons: 9
Coding region: 1-1380 (459 amino acids)
Molecular function (GO): zinc ion binding; nucleic acid binding
Source: RefSeq, a predicted model, not a curated record
AUGUUCGGCAAUUACAUCAAGUCGAUGCCCAAGCUCAAUGAUGCGGACGAACGAAGAAAACAGUCAUCAAAACCAGGGCCCGCGCAGGUCAAAGCCAAAUACACGCGUGGUAGCACAAGCUCAGGCAAAGCAUCCAGCUCGACUCGCUGUCAGAAGUGUGAGAAAUUUGGCCACUAUACCUACAAUUGUCCCGCCGCUCAAGCACCCUACAAGGCCCGACCAUCACGUACUCAACAGUUACUCAACCCAAAGCCUCAACGUGAUACACCAUCCGUUGAAGUCCCUGAAGAAUUCUUAACCAAGAAAGGAAUCGCCGAGAAAAUCUUGGCCACCAACGAACUUAAGAGACAUGAAACUAUCUCGAAACCUCCAGCAUCCAAACCAUCCAAAAGUUCCGAUUCAAGUGACUCUGGAAGACAUACGCGCAAGAAAGUCAAGCGUACCAACAUCCCCCGAUCCAAACCCAGAAAAUCCGGCACUCCGCCUCUUCGUCAUCGCCAUCGCCAUCGUUCAAGGUCCGUCUCGCCCAAAGCAAAUGGAUCCCAGACUCCACCGAGUUCGGGAGGUGUCAAAUCUCCAUCAGCUGAAUACCGCCGCCCCAGAUCGCCAUCUCCCAAACCAGUUGGAUCUCGAACUGCAGUGAAACCCAGGCAAAAAUCCCCUUCCGAUACCCUCGGCGUAGAUUUCCCUCAGCGGAUCGUGAUCGUGCUGGUUCCCGGUCUCCUCCUAGAAAUGCUACUACAUCCCGAGCCCCACCGAGCCCUAGGCGUAGAUUUCCAUCGCAGGAUCGUGAUCGGAGUCGUUCCCGGUCUCCACCCAGACGGGACCUUGCUAGAUCCCGCGCUCCACCCAGCCCCAGACGGAGAUUUCCCUCGGUGGACCGUGAUCGCAGUCGUUCCAGAUCAGACAGAUCCCGAACUCAGUCCAGUCCCAGAGAAAUGCGUGGAGCGCCUCGGCAUAAAAGACGCUCAAGAUCUCGCUCAAGAUCUCCUGUCAGGUCGAAUCGAUCUCCAACUCCGCCUAGCCCCAGACGAAAGCAUUCAGACCAGCGAGAAAGAUCUCCACCUAGACCUGCGAGAUUUCCACCACCACCCAGUCCCAGACGAGGCCCCAGGGCUCGCAGUCGCUCUCCAAGACGGCCAAGCCAAGCGACUGAUCACUGUCGCCCCGAUUCUAAAUAUCGUGACAAAGAGGCUUCCAGAGAUCGUCAUCGGAGUGUCGUCGGGGACAAGCGCGUCAAACAACGGGCCACUAGUGAUGACAGUGAUCAUUGACUCUUUUCAGAACAAUCUUUUCAAAUGUUCCAAGCAGCGUGUUUUUCCCCCGCUCAGGAACAAUCUCAAAGAAUUGAAUGGGUUCAUAUCAGAAUACAACGAGUAG